Molecule: messenger RNA, 345 nt
Organism: Helianthus annuus (common sunflower)
Lineage: Eukaryota; Viridiplantae; Streptophyta; Magnoliopsida; Asterales; Asteraceae
Product: E3 ubiquitin-protein ligase ATL23
Exons: 1
Coding region: 1-345 (114 amino acids)
Source: RefSeq, a predicted model, not a curated record
AUGACUAUCAUACUCAUCAUCUACAUUUCCCUGCUAUGCUACGCCGGUUUUCGCCAUCAACAAUCCGACGCGCCGGUUAAACCGGUUACUAAAACCGGUUUAUCUUCCGCUGAGCUUCAAAAACUACCGGUUACCACAGGGAAAGAUCUGGUGUUGGAUAUGGAAUGUGCGGUUUGUUUGGACGAUGUUGAACCGGAACAGCUUGCUCGCAUGUUCCCCGGUUGUAACCACGGGUUUCAUCUACAAUGCGCCGAUACUUGGCUUUCCAAAAACCCGGUUUGCCCGGUUUGCCGGAAUAAACUUGACGCCAGUUUCUUUGCUGAAGCAGAAACAAACCCAUGUUGA